CACCUGACAGAACCGCCAUUUUUAACAGAUUUUUCCGUCGCCUACUACUCUCUCUAAACCCAUUUCCGUCUCGUCCAAAACUCGUAUGCUUAUAUGCAUAAAACCCUAGCUGUCCUCUCACUCUCUCUCUCUUUGAGAUUCUAGGGUUUCGAGAACUCUCACUCCCCACACACACUCUGUUUCUAUGUCUCGAUGAAUUUUUAGGGGGGUUUCUACAUUGAGGUCCAAUGAAUCUCUCACUCCUUCUCACCACUUUCUCUCUCUACAUUCUCUCUCUAGCGCUGCUGGUCAGCUCUAUCUCCGACUUGGAGCUUCGAUCCCUGCUCGAAUUCAAGAAAGGGAUCCAGGACGACCCGCUUGGGAAAGUCACGACGUCCUGGGACCCGAACGGGGUCUCGCGUGAGGACCCCAAUGCCUGCCCCAAAUGGAACGGCGUCUUCUGCGACGAAGUCUCCGGCAAUGUUACCGGCAUCGUCCUCGACCGCCUUGGCCUGUACGGCGAGGUCAAGUUCCACACUCUCACCGGCCUCCAGAUGCUCAAGAAUCUCAGCAUCUCCGGAAACCACUUCACGGGUCGGGUCGAACCGGUGCUCGGGACCAUCCCCACGUUGCAGCAUUUGGAUCUAUCCGAUAACAACUUCUACGGGCCGAUCCCGGCCCGCAUGAACGACUUGUGGGGACUGAAUUACCUCAAUUUGUCGGUCAACAAGUUCGAAGGCGGGUUUCCGAGCGGAAUUCGAAACUUGCAGCAGCUGAAGACGUUGGAUUUGCAUGGAAACCAGCUCUGGGGUGACAUUGCGAUUGUGUUAUCGGAGUUGAGGAAUGUGGAGUAUGUGGAUUUGAGUUACAACAACUUUUCCGGUGGGAUUUCGUUGAGUUUAGAGAAUAUAUCGAGCUUGGCCAACACAGUUCACCAUUUGAAUUUGUCCCACAACAAAUUGAAUGGUGGGUUUUUCAAGAAUGAAUCCAUCGAAUUGUUCCGGAACUUGAAGGUUUUAGAUUUUGGAGAUAAUCAGAUUAGUGGAGAGCUACCUUCUUUGGGGUCGUUGCUGAAUUUGCGGGUUUUAAGAUUGGGGAGUAAUCAGUUGUUCGGGUCAAUACCGGAGGAAUUACUGGAGAGUUCUGUGUUGGAGGAAUUGGAUCUUAGUGGCAAUGGGUUUACAGGUUCAGUUCUCGGAAUUAACUCCACAACUUUGAAUGUUUUGAAUCUUUCCUCAAAUAGUUUAUCAGGCUCUUUGCCCAUUUUUGUGAAAAGUUGUGUAAUAAUGGACUUAAGCAGAAAUAUGAUCAAUGGUGACAUAUCCGUUAUGCAAAAUUGGGUGUCUGCACUACAGGUUCUUGAUUUGAGUUCAAACAAUCUGUCGGGAAACUUUCCAAACAUGACGUCUCAGUUUGAUAGAAUAACUACUCUUACUCUCAGAAAUAAUUCCCUAGUUGGUACCUUGCCUUCGACACUGGGGUCCCUUCGUAGCUUGUCCUUAGUUGACCUCAGUUUAAAUGAACUCAGUGGGCCAAUUCCUGAUAGUUUCUUCACUUCAGAUACCUUGACAAGACUGAACCUCUCAGGAAAUCAAUUUUCAGGACCAAUUCCUCUUCCAGGUUCACAUGCAAGUGAAUUAUUAGUUCAAACUCCAUAUAUGCAGCAGAUGGAGUAUCUUGAUCUCUCUGGUAAUAACUUGACAGGUGCCUUGUCUUCAGACAUAGGUGAAAUUGCAAGUCUCAAAUUACUGAAUCUAGCAUGGAAUGGAUUUUCAGGGCAGAUGCCAAGUGCACUGAACAAACUCAAUAGGCUGGAGUACCUCGAUCUAUCUCACAACAAAUUUGUGGGUGAAAUACCUGAUAAGCUUCCAUCCAGCUUAAAUGUAUUCAAUGUGUCUUAUAAUGAACUAACUGGCAAAGUUCCUGAAAAUUUGAGAAGGUUUCCUACGUCUUCAUUUCGUCCUGGAAAUGAAAAGCUCGACAUUCCUGGUGGCUCUUCGGGAUCAAAUUCUGUUACAGAUCCAAAUUCUAAUGGAGGGAAGCAUCAUAGUUCUAAGGGGAGUAUUAGGUUAGCAAUCAUUCUUGCUUCCAUUGGUGCUGCUGCGAUGAUUGUUUUUGUUUUAGUGGCUUAUCACCAAGCACAUCUUAAAGAAUUUCGUGGAAGAAGUGGAUUUAGUGAUCAGAAUACAGGGAGAGAUGUAAAGUUCGGAAGAUUUUCCCGGUCUUCCCUCUUUAAGUCUCAGAGAGAUGUUCAACCCCCACCAACUUCCUUGAGUUUUUCGACUGAUCACUUGCUGACUUCAAAUUCAAGGGCAUUACCUGGGCAGACAACUCAAUCUGCUGAGCAUGUUUUACCUGAGGGAGUAGCCACUAGUUCAGCAUCCCUGAAUCCUAAUGUGCUAGAUAAUCAUCACGCAACAUCUGGAAGGAAAUCCUCUCCAGGUUCCCCGCUAUCUUCCUCACCCCGUUUUAUAGAGGUGUCUGAACAACCUGUGUUGUUGGAUGUGUAUUCACCAGAUAGGUUGGCUGGAGAAUUGUUCUUCCUGGAUACUUCACUGGCAUUCACAGCUGAGGAGUUAUCUCGUGCUCCGGCAGAAGUACUUGGUAGAAGCAGCCAUGGCACCCUGUAUAAAGCUACUCUAGAUAGUGGACGUAUGUUGACUGUGAAGUGGUUACGGGUGGGGCUUGUAAAACAUAAGAAAGAAUUUGCGAGAGAAGUUAAAAGGAUUGGCUCCAUAAGGCAUCCACACCUUGUUCCAUUACAAGCAUACUAUUGGGGGCCCAGAGAACAAGAGAGGCUUCUUUUAGCGGAUUAUAUACGGGGAGAUAGCUUGGCCCUACAUCUUUAUGAAUCCACACCUCGGAGAUACUCCCCAUUAUCAUUCAGUCAAAGACUAAAAGUUGGCAUGGACGUUGCCCGCUGCCUGUUGUUCCUUCAUGAUAGAGGCUUGCCACAUGGAAACCUGAAACCAACAAAUAUAGUCUUGGAAGGCCCCGAGUACAAUGCUCGCCUUACCGAUUAUGGUCUUCACCGCCUCAUGACGUCAGCUGGCAUUGCAGAGCAAAUAUUAAAUCUGGGAGCACUUGGAUACUGUGCACCAGAACUUGCUUCUGCAGUUAAACCAGUGCCAUCAUUCAAGGCAGAUGUGUAUGCACUUGGGGUGAUUCUAAUGGAACUGUUAACCAGGAGAAGUGCCGGUGACAUAAUAUCAGGCCAGUCUGGGGCUGUUGACCUUACAGAUUGGGUUCGACUAUGCGAUCAGGAAGGACGGAGAAUGGACUGUAUUGACAGAGACAUUUCAGGUGGGGAAGAGCCUUCCACAGCAAUGGAUGAAUUGCUUGGAAUAUCAAUCAGGUGUAUUCUCCCUGUAAAUGAGAGGCCUAACAUCAGACAAGUCCUCGAUGAUCUUUGCUCCAUAUCUGUUUGAAAUUUUUGUACAUGCGUCUUGGAAUUAGUUUUUUUUCAUUCCUUGACCCAAUUAUUGUUUUUCUCCUUAAUUCUUUUCUCCUUAAUUGGUUUCAAGCCUUCUGAUUUUGGGCUAAUUUUCACAUUCUUUUGUUAAUUUGGAAAUCUUGUUGUAAAGAGACGUGCCAUCCACUGAUCAUUUGACAGUGCUUGGGUUUGAUCAAAAGUGAAAAAGGAUUGCGAUUC
Molecule: messenger RNA, 3631 nt
Organism: Corylus avellana
Lineage: Eukaryota; Viridiplantae; Streptophyta; Magnoliopsida; Fagales; Betulaceae
Product: Leucine-rich receptor-like protein kinase family protein
Biological process (GO): protein phosphorylation
Molecular function (GO): ATP binding; protein kinase activity; protein binding
Source: RefSeq, a predicted model, not a curated record